UAAUACUAUAGUUGAUUGAUCAAGCACAUGUUUGGGGAAAAGGCUAACAGUAUUUAAGAGUGAUAACAAACAAAACGAAGCAAAUUCACCACAGUCAGUUAUUCACCGGUUGAGCAACCAGAAGAUAUUUCUUAACGUCUUUCAGUUCUCAAGAUGCGCUUACUUAUUGCAGUUUACUUCAUGGCAAAUAUCCCCGCGCUGUUCGCUGUUCUACUCCGCGGCAGCCAACAAUCCUGUACCGUCAGUCACUGCGGUGAUAUCAGCAAAGACAUUAAGACGCUUCAAACCGAAGUAAGAAGUCUUAUUGCGCUGGUAAAGGACACUUUGCCCCCAAAACUUCCAGUUCCAGUCCGCCCCUUCUCUUCUUGCAAGGAGCAGUACGACAUGGGAACGUCGAGACGAAGCCAAGUGUACCCGCUGAUGUUUGGUUCACAAAAAAUUCCUGUUUACUGUCACAUGGGAAACUUUGGAUGCGGUGGUGGAGGAUGGACGCUGGCCAUGAAGACUGACGGCACAAAGAGAACCUUCCAUUACGAUUCUUACCUCUGGAGCAACAGAAAUACACAUAACCUUGCUGGAGGCAGGACUGGGUUUGACUUACAAGAGACUAAAUUACCAACCUACUGGAACACACCCUUCUCCAAGAUCUGCCUCGGAAUGAAGAUCGGUCAUCAGCUCAAGUUCAUUGUCAUCAACAGGCAAGCCAUGUCACUGUACUCGCUGAUCGCUGAUGGGAAAUACCGCGCCACCUUAAUGGGUCGUAACACGUGGAAGUCGCUGAUUGGUUCGCAGGCCUCCUUGCAGCCCCACUGCAACAAGGAAGGUUUCAAUGCGGUGGGAGACAACCCUCGACAAUCCAAAGCAAGAAUCGGCAUCACCGCCAACCAGCAGAAUGACUGCUCUUCGUGUGACUCCCGARUUGGUUUUGGUACAGGAGGUCUACAUGAUGACGCUAACACAUGUGGCAAUCAAGCAACGCACUCGCCAGACAAUGGAAACAAGCAUAUUAAAGCCAUGGGUUACAUUCUGGUACAGUGACAGGAAGCCAUCAUGAAGUAGAAAAUGUAGUAACCUAAAGUCUAGAAGCUAAUAAAAGAAUGGGUUCAAACUUA
This is a messenger RNA of Stylophora pistillata, 1112 nucleotides long. Its product is annotated as putative skeletal organic matrix protein 5. The record is from RefSeq and is a predicted model, not a curated record. NCBI's taxonomy places the organism in Eukaryota, Metazoa, Cnidaria, Anthozoa, Scleractinia, Pocilloporidae.